CAAUGAUUAACUUUGUCAAGCUAGAUUGGUUAUUGGGGAUUUCAUCUCGGAAAGCUCUCAGCUUUUAAUUCUGAGCACUGAGCAUUGUUCUAGCACCAGCGUCAAUUCCCUUUGCGACCAUUUACUAUCGUCUAUAUCGUCAAUCGCAUAUCCCCAAACUCAUUCGUUUGAGGUCAAUUCGCCAAUACCGCCAAGAUGGUUGCUAUGUACACGGUUUUCGGCCGUCAGGUCGGCUCUCACUACCUUGCAAUGGGUGUCCUCAGUGCCAUAUUCGGUGGCGCCUACCUAGGUCUCAAGGGCCCAAGCAAGAAGACCACCCAAGCCCCACCCAUCAACGCAUCGAGCCCCGACGAGUCCGACUUCAUCCAGAACUUCUUGAAGCAGGCCGACGAGGACGAGAAAAAGUCGAAGCAUUAAAUGUGUUUAUAUAUCAAAUUCGGCCUGAGAUAUUGGCCGAGUAGACAAAAUAGAUACGGUCACAAUGAGAAAUAGCCAACCUACGACGAGGCAAUGAAAAUUACCCAUGACUCUCCUCCACUACUUUUGGGAACGCUGUAUGUGAUAGUUCCUUCAGACCUGGUGUCUGCAGAUGAACAAAGUGCAUUCCGACCUGACUCGACAGGGGAUAUGCUAAGAAAUUCCUCACUACCUCUGAAUAUAUUAUCUCAUAAUACUACUCAAACUCUAGGCUUCAGCAGCCUUCUAUUUAUCUUGACAAGCCGAUCGCUGGCGUCCCGUGAAGUGAAUAGAUAACUCUAUAUCAGGGCCCGUACUCCAUCUGUUCUAUAUGCAUAUGUAUACAUUCAGAGGUCUGUAUGGUUGGGACUUCAGAUACUAAGCUGAGGCCUUUUCAUUUCAGGCCCUAUUAUACCAUCUACCCCAAGCCUGGAUCAUUCCUUUACAAGUCUACGCAUUGUAUUAUACCCGACAUUACCAGGUACAUUAUGUCUACUACUCUACUACAAGCAAUGAUAGGAUCUUUCUUGCCAUUGAAUGUCUCCCAUAAAACAUCCCACCUAAAACUAGCGAUAGGUAUUCAGGAAACUGACUGCCAGGCAUAAAAUGUCUACCAUGACCUCUAAGCCCCUGAUCUAAACAUUUAUGCAUC
Molecule: messenger RNA, 1108 nt
Organism: Hypoxylon fragiforme
Lineage: Eukaryota; Fungi; Ascomycota; Sordariomycetes; Xylariales; Hypoxylaceae
Exons: 3
Coding region: 196-417 (73 amino acids)
Biological process (GO): proton motive force-driven ATP synthesis
Source: RefSeq, a predicted model, not a curated record